Prinia subflava (tawny-flanked prinia) is the source of this 3726-nucleotide messenger RNA. Its product is annotated as NF-kappa-B-repressing factor-like. Gene Ontology annotation, cellular component: nucleoplasm; nucleolus. Gene Ontology annotation, molecular function: nucleic acid binding. NCBI's taxonomy places the organism in Eukaryota, Metazoa, Chordata, Aves, Passeriformes, Cisticolidae. The transcript has 3 exons. The record is from RefSeq and is a predicted model, not a curated record. Bases 971 to 3280 code for a protein of 769 amino acids.
CCGGGGCUGGUGUAAGGAUGAAUUCCAUGCCCACCGUGAGCGGGGUGCAGUGUCCCGGCGGUGCUGGAGCCGCCCGGGCACUGCUCGCCCCCUGGUGCAGCCCUGCCCGCGCUCCGUAUGCUCCCGAGCCACCGACCCGUGUCGGCCUCGUUUCUUUUACAAAUGCAAGUACGUGAAAACGGCACCGCGUUCUGUAUUUACACGGCAAACAUCGAGGAACCAGCAGUGUUCCACCUGUUACCUUUCUAACUUUCAUGUAAAUUUUAAAUAAAAAACACGAAAGCCAUCGCGGCUGCUGUGGUGUGUGUGCUACUCGCGGAGCCGGCGGCGCUGGGCCCGGCGCUCCGGACAGCUCCGGACGGUCACGGGGAAGCCGAAGCCCAGUGAGGAUGGCGGUUCCCGGCCCCGGGCACCGCAUCUCCGCGGCAAGGCUGCCCUUGGGGCGACUGCGGCUGUUUAGCAAGGCUUGGGGCAGGGUCGGGCCCCACGGAGAGAUCCCCGGGCCCCGAGGAGGGCGGGCAGGGAGCGGGACCAUGGGGACCGAGGCUGCCUCGGGGACCGCUCCGGCUCCGCCCUUUCCGGCCCCGCCCCUCCCCUCAGGUCACGCCCCUUUAACGCGCGUAGCAGCCGCCUCCAGGGGGCGCUGAGGCCAGCGACUCUGGCCCCGCCGUGGCAGCGAUUGUGACGCACGGCCACGUGACAGGGCGCCGGCCGGGCCGCGCCGUUCGGCUCAGCACGACUGACGGGAGCGGAACCGGGGGCGGAACCGGCACCACGACGGCACUUGCGGGGCGAGACCGCCAGGGAACGGGGCCGGGGUGGGCAGGUCACGGGAGAGCUGAGGCUGGGCUGCGGUGGCCCGCAGCGAGCCGCGGCCUGGUCCACACGUGGGGCCUGGUCCCGCCGUACACGCCCGGGCCCGGUGAGUCCGCGCCUCUGGCGAGGUUGGGCCCCGCGGCCUUUGCCCACCAUGCCGCCGCCGGCAGAGCCGCAGCCGCAGGCGGUGCCUCUGGUGCUGGAGCAGUGGCGACAGUACAACGAGACCGACCGGCAAUGGGCGCUGCGCCGCCGCUUCAUCCUCCGCCACCUCCCCGCGUACCCCGGCGUCGCCAUCGACCAGUUGCUGGCGCUUUCCGUGCUCUGGACCAACCACGUCUUCAUGGGCUGCAGAUACAGUGUGCAGGUCAUGGAGAAGGUUCUCAAGAUGGCUGAAGGCAUCGACAUUGGGGAAACGAGGUCAUACGAGUUGGGGCCCAACGGGAAGCUAAAGAGAUACCGCUCUCCAUCAGACAGUCCAGAGCCAGAAGAGGUUCCUGAGCCACCCAAAAAGGUGGUCCCCAGGUUCCGAUUGCGACCACGCUUUGAGCCCAUACAUUUUGUCACCAGUGCUGAGAAGGAUGGGAAGAACGACAAUUCUCUGGAUAACCAAAUGCAGGAGGUGAACCAGGAGACAAAUACAAACAGCACGGCACAUCCAGCUGAAAACUGUACAAAUUCUUUUGUGAAUGCACGAGAGGUGGAUCCCCAGCUCUCCAGCUCAGCUGGGCUUGGCUUUGCAGGCCCAGCAGCAGCAGCCAAGAAGGCUGUGAGUAGUGUGGACUCUACCACAAGCAGUGCAUUGCAGGUUUCUGUUUCCCCUGCAACUGCCCCGUCUGCAUCAGAGACUUUCCCUCCAUCAGCAAUAAUGCUGAAGCAGAGCUUUAUGGAGAAACUGUCAGCAGCUGUCUGGAAAAAUCUUACUAAUCCAGAUGCAAACACUGGGACAGAUAAAGUUAACUUCACGUAUCUUUUGACACGUUCAAUUCAGGCAUGUAAGACAAACCCUGAAUAUAUUUAUGUUCCUCUGAAAGAGAUUGCCCCUGCUGACCUCCCCAAGAGCAAGAAGCUCCUGACAGAUGGCUUCGCUUGUGAGGUGCGAUGUCAGAAUGUCUACCUGGCCACCGGCUAUGCCGGCAGCAAGAACGGAUCUCGGGAUCGAGCCGCAGAGCAGGCAGUGAAGCUGUUGAAGAAAUCCGUGGAAAUUCGAGUUGUUCAGCGGAAGUUCAAGCACACCUACCAUGAGGACCUGGUGGUGUGUGAGGCAGGCGUGUGUCACCCAGAUUUCCCUCCUGCUCUCAAACCUCAUGAGGAGUUUGUAGUUGCCAACAGGGACUGUGUCCCAAUGCAGCCUGGUACUGAAUCCAUGAAAAGUUCCACAAAUACCAACAAAGACUGGACUAGUUUUGUCCUCACAGAGAAUGCCAGUGAUGCAAUAGGAAUACUUAACAAUUCUGCCUCAUAUAACAAAAUGUCCGUUGAAUAUAAGUAUGAAUUAAUGCCCAACCGCUUGUGGCGUUGUCAGGUGUAUCUCCAAGAUCACUGCCUGGCCGAGGGAUUUGGCACAAAAAAAACCAGCAAGCACGCAGCAGCUGAGGAGGCACUGAAAAUCCUGCAGAAGAUGCAGUCAAAUAUAGCAUCCCUCAAAGUGACCCAGGUGCAGAAAGUGGGCUGCUCAUCACGGGGCUCUGGGAGGAAGAAGGACCUGAAGGACCUGGUGAUCUAUGAGAACUCCAGUAACCCAGUGUGUACCCUGAAUGACACCGCCCAGUUCAACAAGAUGACGGUGGAGUAUGUCUUUGAGAGGAUGACAGGCAUGAGAUGGAAAUGCAAGGUGAUGCUUGAAGAUGAAUUCAUUGCAGAAGCAGUUGGAGUGAAGAAAUCUGUCAAGCAUGAGGCAGCAGAGGAAGCUGUGAAAAUCCUCAAAAAGACUCAGCCAACUGUUGUUAAUAACCUGAAGAAAGGCACUGUUGAAGACGUCAUCUCCAGAAAUGAGAUUCGGGGUCGAUCAGCAGAAGAGGCUUUCAAACAGAAGAUCAAAGAAGACAACAUUGGGAACCAAAUUUUAAGAAAGAUGGGGUGGACAGGUGGUGGCCUAGGGAAAGAUGGUGAAGGAAUUAGGGAGCCUAUUUCAGUAAAGGAGCAGUUCAAAAGGGAAGGACUUGGGCUUGAUGUAGAAAGGGUGAACAGAAUCGCUAAGAGAGAUAUUGAAGAGAUCAUUCGAAACUAUGCACGCUCAGAAAGUCACAUUGACUUGACUUUCUCUAGAGAACUGACCAUGGAUGAGCGGAAGCAGAUACAUCAAAUUGCCCAAAAAUAUGGUCUUAAAAGUAAAUCCCAUGGGCAGGGACACAACAGAUACUUGGUGGUGAGCAGGAAACGGCGCAAGGAAGAUCUGUUAGAUCAGCUGAAGCAGGAAGGCCAGGUUGGGCAUUACGAGCUUAUCAUGCCCCAAGCAAACUGAGGUGAGGCGUCCCCUUUGACCAGAGACUCAGUUUCCUGGACACUUGACUAAAGAAAGAGAUGCUGCAUUUUUCUUGUGGGUAAUAAUGACAUUAACAACUUAAUGACUUUUACUAGGGCAAUAUAAUUUCUAAAAUGUUAGGUUUGUAGGACUGACUGAAUUCUGUUCAACCACAUUAGCACAACCCAAAAGCAGUAGUGCUGUUACUGUGUGUCAGUUACAUUACUUGUUCCUUCACAUUUUAAUAGUUUUGUAAUAGCAAACACAUGUCCAAUGAGAAGGAAUUUGACAUAAUUUAAAAUUAUAGGUCCCUUAUUCUUCUUGAGCAAGGAAGGAAAAAAAAAAUCUUUAAAUAAAUAAAAAAACAAAGGAAAUGCUGUCUGGGGGCAUAAACUUGUAUGUAAAAUUGGUAUUAAUGAUGAAUAAAUUUUAUUUCUGAAACAAAA